UGGGAUAACACUACUUAACUUUAAAGCAGUGUUAUAUACAAAUGAACUAUCUCCCCCUAAAAUGAAACGGAAAAAUUAAUGCAAUGAGCAGGAUUCAUGAUUUAAGGUAGAAAUGAACAGGAUUCAUUUAGGUAGAAGUGAGCAGGAUUCAUGAUUUUAAGUAGAAAUUUUUCCAGCCUUUUUUUGGCUGUUUCCCGCUUUUUCUCAAAAAUUUUGUGCAUGAUGCGAAAAUUUAAGUUUUUACUGAUCUGUUUUUGUUUGGUCCGAAUCUCUGCGUGUUUUGGUCAUGCCCCUUUGUCGACAGAUCAACAUGGUAAUCAAAUUGAAAUAGCUUAUGAUGGUUGUGUCUAUUCAUAGACCGAAUGCAAAUAGACAUGGCGAAUAAAUGUGUUUUAACUUGAAACCGAUUCUUUUGGUAAAUAAUUUACCGUUUUACGUUCUGAUUGGCAUUUGGCUGCUUUGCGUUUUGCUCUAUACAAUUAUCAUUUUUACUGGAAGAAGUUUACCAUGCAUGUUAUAUAACGUUAUCAUGCCAAUUCAGUUACGCGCAGAUUCAUCUAUGCGCGAUCUUUGUAUUUUUGAUCAAAUUCUAGAAGAUUUUGUUCGGCAGUAUGGGCUGCUGGAUCACCUGCGAGGAGAGUUCUUCGACGAGACGAAAAGUGAGUUGCAAUGGGGCUCAGUUGACGAGGCCGUAGCUGGCGACAACCACUACUUCGACAUCCUACUAUUUAAAGGAAAUCGCAAGCCGUUAAACUUGGAAUUGGAGCCAGACAGUGAACUGGUUCUGGAACAGGAACGUCUUGUGGGGUCUGAAGAAGAAAACGAAGACGAUCGCAACCAGUCGCCUAUUUCGGAGGACCCUCUGGCAACAUACACAACAUACGAUAGCAAAGCAAAGACGCUCGCUAGAAGCGAUUCCGAGAUACUUCGCACGGCGGGAAUAACAGUCAACGUUCUGAUCGAGUUCCAAGACACUGGCGAGCACGUGCGAUUCGUGCAGGAACUUGCUCCGGAGGGAUUCACCAACGUUAUUCGAUACUCAUUCCGACCCAAAAGGGCAGGAGAAUACUCAAUCACAGUGCUAGUUAACAGACACAACAUCAAUGGCAGCAGACCUCAUACGCUACAGGUAGUGCCAGGUGAAGUGUGUUGUGGCAAUGUGAGGAGGACUGACGACUGUUCGGUCGUGUUGGCUGAACUUCUCAGUGAAGUUGUGUGCGAAGUGGAGCUGAGAGACAGACUGGACAAUGUGUGUUCCAACUACGAGCCAAUCCCUCUCCAGAUGGACGUCGAGUUCCAGGUCACUGCCCAACAGACUGAUACAGAUGACCCUUCUAGUGGCGAAGAGUUUUCGCCUGUGUUCUACAUAUCGAAGUGUGAAAAGCCAGGCUGUUGCACACUCAACAUCCUCCUUCAACAAGCAGGUUGCUUCAGAAUCACAGUCAAGUUUCAGAAGCAUGUCAUUCAGAACGGGUUAUUCCAGAUUAUUUUUCUAAACGACGACGAGAAGUCCAAAGUGGAUUCGAUUUGUGACUCCUCGCGAAGUUCCUACACUUAUUUCAAGGCCGCUUUGAUCUCGUCAUCCCUCACAGAUCUGACCUCAACUUCAAUAGCAUCAUCAGCAGGAGAGGAAGCAGGAGACUCCCAUUCUGCUCGACCAACAGUGCCUGUGAAGACGACAGAGGUGUACUGUCACUUCACCAGUAGAUAUCUAGUAGUGGCCAAAUACAAGUGGCUCAUGUUCAGGAAAGUCCAAGCGCAGUUUAGACUCACGCCUUCUACCAAGAUGGAGUUCCUGUACCAGCCGACCUCAGACUCCGACCCAAUAGUGUCUCUGCCUGCCUCUCAGAGAUCUCACAAAAAGGAGUCCCAGUCACAACAGAAAUCAUUUCUUCACAUAGAAGAUGGGAUCCAACUGCCUGUUAAUAUGUACUGUCAGGACAGAAAUGUACUCGCCGCAUGCUUUGUACGCAAAAUGCUCAAAAAUAUUGGUGGCAGUGAAUCGUUCAAGGACAAGAGGGAGCACUUCAAGAAGAGUCUUGAGCAGCACUGUCACAGGAACGAAUACCACACGGGUCAGUCCACCUCCAUGGCCAUAACAGUGAAGAGAGACACUCUAGUGGACUCCAGUAUGAGUGCACUCAGUCGAAAGGAUUACUGGUCGAAGCUACUAGUCAUCACGUUCCAAGGCGAACAAGGUCAGGACUGUGGUGGCGUGCGCCGAGAGUGGCUCUCUGUGCUGUGUGCGGAGUUGUUUGGACACCAGAUGGGACUAUUCGGGAAAUUAUGCCCUGACGAUCCUAAUUCACCUCUGCACCCAGUUGGUGGUCUGUCCCGUUCUUCUUGGAAGUACAUGGAGUUUGCGGGCAAGGUGUUGGCCAAGAGUCUCCUCGAGUCCACAAUCUGCCCCCAGGCCAGUCAGGCCUCCCUGCCAGCCAGACUUACAAAGUCAUUCAUUGCUCAGAUCAUGGGACUGCGCGUCAACAUAUCACACCUGGAAGUGGAUGAGCCGGAGCUGUACAGACAGAAGGUGCAGUACAUUCUAGAAAAUGACGUCACUGACCUGGAACUGACCUUCUCUGAAGAGGACUACGACCCCAACAGGACUCCCAGCACCAUUGUGCACAAUCUGAUCCCUCGUGGCAGUUCCAUUGCAGUGACGAACGAGAACAAGAAACUGUAUCUGGACAAACUGGUCCAGUUCAAACUAGUCUCAAAUACAAAAACUGAAGUGGACGAGUUCAGGAAGGGUUUCGAGUCGGUUGUUCCCACUGAUUAUCUGGCCAUGUUCAGUGAGAACGAGGUGGAGUUGAUGCUGUGUGGAGUGUCACAGAUCAGUGUGGCCGACUUCCAAGCUCACUGCACCACACCAACCACCAACACUUUCACACACACCACAACCACUUCAACUAACGCCAAAUUCAACACGGUGCUGCAGUGGUUCUGGACUCUGGUGGAAAGUAUGACUCAGGAAGAGUUGGGUAAGCUGCUCCAGUUCAUCACAGGCUCCUGCAGACUUCCUGUCGGGGGUUUCCGGGAACUGCAACCUCACAUAGAGAUCAAACAGAAUUUUUCAGCACCGUGCGAUCACAUGCCAGUAGCGCACACGUGUUUCAACCGCCUUCUACUUCCGACCUACUCUUCUAAUCAGACUAUGCACAAGAUGGUGCUGCUCGCUCUCAACGAGGGAUCCGCUGGAUUCGGGCUAUCUUGAACGUUUCAUUGUAACAAAACUCAAUAUCACUUAAUAUCACUUUUUAUCGUAGAUUAUGUAAUUCAAAUCAAAUAUUCGAUCCUUUUAGAAGAAUUAAAUUCUCUGGUAGAAAAUGAAUAA
Messenger RNA from Symsagittifera roscoffensis, 3334 nucleotides. RefSeq names its product apoptosis-resistant E3 ubiquitin protein ligase 1-like. NCBI's taxonomy places the organism in Eukaryota, Metazoa, Xenacoelomorpha, Acoela, Convolutidae. The transcript has 16 exons. Gene Ontology annotation, biological process: protein polyubiquitination; negative regulation of apoptotic process. The record is from RefSeq and is a predicted model, not a curated record. Gene Ontology annotation, cellular component: cytoplasm. Bases 386 to 3214 code for a protein of 942 amino acids. Gene Ontology annotation, molecular function: ubiquitin protein ligase activity.